Molecule: messenger RNA, 2241 nt
Organism: Mycena indigotica
Lineage: Eukaryota; Fungi; Basidiomycota; Agaricomycetes; Agaricales; Mycenaceae
Exons: 8
Coding region: 1-2241 (746 amino acids)
Biological process (GO): ubiquitin-dependent protein catabolic process; protein ubiquitination
Molecular function (GO): ubiquitin protein ligase activity
Source: RefSeq, a predicted model, not a curated record
AUGGUUCCAACUCACCAGCGACACUCAUCUCGUAGUCCUUAUUUUGUUUCCACCGUGGCGCUGUGGAAGUCAAUUACUGGGCAGAAGGGCCCUGCCCUGGCCCCGGAACCACUUGCCUCCCCCGCCUAUAACAUCUCUCUCAACUUCACCAGCCUCAUCUCCUUCCCCUCAAGAAUUCUUGCCCGGAUUCGCAAAGCAGACUCUUUGUUCGAUGAAUUUCUCCUGGACAGCAAGCCAGCCACCCCGCGCUCGCCAUCGCUGUCGGGGAGAGGCUCGGACUUGGGCCCUUAUAGCUUUGCUGCUUUCUUCUUGUCGGGGUAUAUGUUGGGGUUGUUCCUAUUGGCAGUUGUUAUGCAUCGGAUUCAGAACAUAGUCGUCCCUCCACGUUCAGCCAGCCGGUCGCAUGAUCACAGCCGAAGCCAUAACCUGGUUCAACGUGUCUGGAAUGCCGUUCUUCCACUCGACCUUACCCGCACAUCCACGCGCUUGGCCUUCCAGCUCCCGACGCUCUACUUUCUUUCCAAACAGCUGCUCAUUUGGGCCGCUAUACUACUCCAGGUCUCUGAUCUCUAUCCUGUAAACCGGCCUGGCGGGUACAUCGCGUCUUUCGGCCAAUGGACACAACGGUUGGAGAUGGAUGAAGUCUGCUUUCGCACCUUUAUGGCCAUCUGUGCCGCGUUUGCUAUGGAGUCCUUUGUCCGAGGUUUAGACGGGGGGUUCGGUCUGGUCCAAAUUAAUGCCAAUUCGACACCUUUUAACUUGAUCGGCUACUCGUUUCUUUUGCAUAUCUACUCUUCUCCCAUCACCCACGUCUAUAAGCCUUCGGGACUUCCUUCUCGUCCCGACAAGCAUGUGAUCGUCUCAAUCACUAUUCCUCUGCUUCAAUUAACUAUAUUCCAUAUCUUAUCCAUCAGGAAACGCUGGUCUAACCAUCGUCUCUUACCAACAGCACUCUCGUCGGCCUUGGCCUUGAUUCACUUCCACUCAACCCUAUACUCGCAUUAUAUGGCUUCACCAGCACCUCUCCCUCUGUCCGUGGCACGACUUCCUGAUGUCUCUGUUGCAACUACCGCCGAAAAGUUCCCGGCUCCGACUCCCCCUCCUUCCCCUCCAUCUGCAGGCCCACUUUACUCACGGCCCACGGGCUCCGGGUCCUUCCCACUUCUCAAUUACGUGCCCAACACGUUCGAGACCCUCUUGAUAUUGACGAUCACCCUAACCAUUGUGCUUAACGCCCUCACUCAACUAAUUCUAACUGGACGGGUCUCUCGGCCCCUUCUCGGACUCGGUUUAACGGGAGGUAGCGCAAAUGGAAUCUGGGACUGGGCGCCAUCGUAUGAUGAGGACUGGGGCGUUGUCCUGCUUCGGGUCGGAACUGCUUCGCUUGAAGCCACUGGUCUCCGUGGCUGGGGAAACGAACUGCCCAGUAUCAACGCGAGUGCAAUGCAGCGUUUCCCUCAAUAUGGUGUCGCCAAGUUGGGAGCGAGCGGAUUGGUGGAGGUUUCAAGUGGCUUCGGGUCCACAGAUACUGGUCGAAAGUUCAGGAAGCGUGGGCUGACGAACGAAAUCAAAGAGGUCGACGUUGGAGUGCGUACUGGAGGCACAUUUGGUGCUAGAUUGAUCAACUGGCGAUGGAUGCAAGAGGCGUGGAUAUUCUUGGGAACGAUGGCAGGGGUCGCUCGUGGGCUUGCUCCCGAGAGCCCUCAAGAAGAAGUGCCAAGAUUAGAGGCGGACGAAAGCCAAGACCGGGCACUCUAUAUGCGCUUCUUGAGGCAAGAGGAGAUCAGCGACGAUGAGAAUGACGGUGCAGAACACUGGGGUCUCGAGGAGAGUUCGGAGGAAGAGCCGGAGAACGAAGAUACACUGCAGGAUAAUGAAGCAACUCAAAUGUACUCUGAUCUGGCAACAACAAUGGAGGGCCCAUUGCUUCUGGCCCAUCUGACCCGUAGUGAUGAAGUGCCGCUAACGAGGAGCCGUUACGGGGCGCUCGUCCAACCAGUGCCUCCAGAAGCGUCGGUUGUUUCUAUUCCACCUCCGAAUGCACAAUUGGAAGAUGAUAGUCGACGGAAUUGUGUUAUUUGCACCGUUGAAGCUCGCGAUGUCAUAUGCUGGCCUUUUGUCUGUCAAUGUGCGAUGGAUGCCGCGAGGUUCUUGCGUCCAGGGCUUCUGCUUCUAAGCAUCGCUGCCCAUGCUGCAGAGAAAUGUGAGUUUUUCUACCGCAUAGCUCCGAACUUAUAUUGA